UAUGUGACUAAGCAAGUGAAGAAGAUGUGAAGGAGGAGAAGUUGUUAAACUCCAUCAUUAGCGUGCGUUACGCGCUAGAUGUAGUGAAUAAUGAACGAGUCGAGACCUGAGAAAGAGAAAGUUUAUGAAUCGUGCCCAUCCCUGAACAUUUUGCUGAGUAUUUGCAGCAGUUUGGGACGUGUGACGUUACUGCUGGUGUAAUUGGGCUGUGCUAAAUGCCACCCCGCCGCGUGGACUCUCCGUCCACACGCCAUCUGCUUUAGUUUGAGUUGAGGAAGCGCGCUGUGCGCAUUAGCCAACCCAACUUUGUGCUGCAUGCAACUCUGAGUGAGUGGCUUCACGUCCAUUUUUCGCACUUCUUCUCCAUUCACUUGGUUAGUUUCACCCGGGAUCUGUUCUUCAGCUGAUCAGAGUUUGGAGCAGUGUCCUUAUCCAGCGCAGCAGGUACCUUUAAUAACUACUUCGUGCGUUUUGCGCGCAGUGGCACUGAAGAGCCGCGUCACUAUUUAAGCACAGGACAGACAGCUGCGUAGCACUUUGGCUUCUUCCUGAUUCCUUGUACAAAGCUAAACCCUGUGUUACUGAUUAAGGAGAGUAGAAGAUGCAGCCGCUGAGGACUCUCCUCCUCGUACUGGCCGUGCUCUGCACUCCGGUCUCCAGCCUCUGUUUGCGCGCGUACGGCACCGACUCGGGCUUCCUCUGCGACGGCGAGCUGCUUUCCAGCGCGAACGCGGACGAGGGACGAGUCGUGAACGCGCCCUACGACGGCGAGGAGUCGUCCGAGGAGUCGCGAGAGAGGCGGACUUUACCCGGCUCCAGCUACAAGUUUCUGAGCCACACCUUGCUCAGGAGCAAGAUGUACGGCAACGGUGCGCGGAGUGACCGGCGCAGCAGGGUGACUCUGUCCCUGGACGUGCCCACCAACCUGAUGAACGCGCUCUUCGACAUCGCCAGAGCCAAAAGCCUGCGCGCCAAAGCUGCGCACAACGCGCGCCUCAUGGCGCAGAUCGGCAAGAGGAGGUGAACCUCCUGCGCGCUCCCUGGGCUUUUUGCUUUUUUUUUUUUUUUUUUAAUUGUGUGUGUUAAUUAAUAUUAUUUGAUUGCCUCGAGUAUUAGCAAUAACAUACAGUGCAGCACGGACAUGUAAGUGAGUUGAACAGAGAUGUAUAAAUCUAGUUUGGGGACACUCAGAAAUGCUUAACGUGGCUUUCAUGAAUAAAUUUAUUUUUUAAAACA
Molecule: messenger RNA, 1236 nt
Organism: Pangasianodon hypophthalmus (striped catfish)
Lineage: Eukaryota; Metazoa; Chordata; Actinopteri; Siluriformes; Pangasiidae
Gene: ucn3l
Product: urocortin 3, like
Exons: 2
Coding region: 602-1024 (140 amino acids)
Biological process (GO): cellular response to nutrient levels; adenylate cyclase-activating G protein-coupled receptor signaling pathway; digestion
Cellular component (GO): extracellular region
Molecular function (GO): corticotropin-releasing hormone receptor 2 binding; hormone activity
Source: RefSeq, a predicted model, not a curated record